Messenger RNA from Erigeron canadensis, 1446 nucleotides. RefSeq lists its product as uncharacterized. The record is from RefSeq and is a predicted model, not a curated record. NCBI's taxonomy places the organism in Eukaryota, Viridiplantae, Streptophyta, Magnoliopsida, Asterales, Asteraceae. The transcript is spliced from 13 exons. Gene Ontology annotation, cellular component: Mis6-Sim4 complex; kinetochore. Bases 125 to 1096 code for a protein of 323 amino acids.
UUCUAUUAUUUUACCGAUAUACCCCUUAAAUUUACCGGUGUUUGAACCCAUCGCUUCUCAAUUCCAUCUCCAUCGGAAUCCUAACCACCGUCAGUAAGUUCCAUUCAAGAAUCUGGCGAGAAAAAUGGUAGAAACGAACUUCAUGCACGAGGAUGAUAUACAUUUGGAUGCUACAAGAGCUAGAUUUUCAAGCGUCCUCAAAAGGCAUGGAGAACUUACUGAGCGUCUUUCUAGAGACUCGGAUAAAAUGAUAUUCGAGCGUCUACAGAGGGAAUUUGAAGCAGCACUUAAAUCCCAAACUCAGGAACUUCGUUUAGACGGUGAACAAUGGAAUGAUGGGUUGUUGGCAACAAUAAGGGAACGAGUUCAUAUAGAGGCUGAUAGAAAGGCGAUGCAGUUACCGAUUGAUACAAACAUGAUGCCAAUAUCUGUUUUUCACGAGAAAAUUACAUAUAGAGUUGGAACCAAGUCAAUAUGCUGUUUAGAAGGGCCACGCAUUGGCAUACAGUAUGAAACAUCUUUUGCUGGCGAGCCACGUGAACUGUAUCAUUGUGUUCUUGAAAGCAAGUCAUUUCUUGAGAAGAUGACUGUCCUUGAACACACUAUUCCCUUCUUUUUCCCAAUACGUGAAUUAGAGAAUGAACUUUUAUCAUCAAAUGCAAUGAAAUUCAUAGAUCACAUUGGAGACCUAUUGCAAGCAUAUGUCGAUAGACGGGAACAGGUUCAUCUCGUGAAGGACUUGUAUGGUAAUCAAAUUGGAGAACUUUAUCACAGUCUUCCCUACCAUAUGAUCGAAUUUGUGGUAGAUGAUUUUAAUUGCAGAGUGACGGUUAGUCUUAGAUAUGCAGAUCUCUUGUCAAUACUUCCAACUCGUGUCAGUGUUGUGGCAUGGCCCCUGAACAGAUCAAAUAAGUCCCCAACUAGGAGCAAAAAGGGGAAUGUAUCUUUGGCAAGCAUUACUAGUCCCAUGCGUUUACUAUAUGCAGAAGCUGCCUUGAGCACCCUUAGUUUACCAGAAGCAUAUGCGGAGAUUGUGUUGAAUCUUCAAGAGGCUCUUGAACAAAAUGCCCUGUCCAAGGAUCCUUCUUCUGCUUGAUAACAUUUUAGGUAAGUGGCUUGAAGUUGAAAAUGAAGGUGUACAAGCGAGAAUUCCCUCAAGCAGAUGUAGAUGCUUUCAAGCAAAGGAUUCCCUGAAGCAGAUGUAGAUGCUUUUGUAAAGUUGGUAUACCUUAACCUUACUUUCUUAGGAAUUUCCUAAUGGAUAUGAUUUUCAUCAGCAUUCUACAUGAAAUUCUUCUUACUGUUUGCGGAAACACACCUUAGAAAUUUGUACAGUCGUGAAACUGCAGCUAAAAUUCUGCAUAGUAUCUAUUGAUAAUCCAUUUACUCCUCGAUGUUACAUUAAUACUGGGUAUAUUAGAUAAAAGGGAACCAGGAUGUUACAUA